Messenger RNA from Lachancea mirantina, 4107 nucleotides. NCBI's taxonomy places the organism in Eukaryota, Fungi, Ascomycota, Saccharomycetes, Saccharomycetales, Saccharomycetaceae. The record is from the annotation of a GenBank genome assembly.
AUGCCAAUUGAUGACAAUAACGCUGGUGACGAGAGUAAGAAAGAGCUCUUAGAAAGGCUCAAACACCAGGAUUUAAACCUGAGCUGGUUGACGCGUCCUGGGGGUGUCAGUAACGUCAAACCAGAGGAAGACGAGGAUCGGAAGGAAGAACGGGCCAAAAGCCGAGAUGGAUUGGUUAAAGGGGCCAGGAGAGGUGAGAGACGUAUGUCAGAUGUGGGGGCAAAGUCUCAGAGACUUGACGAUACGAGUAGUGACGCUAGGGCGUUACAAGUAUCAUCUGCGAGGCGAAAAGACGUUAAGAAUGAAGGCAGUCCAGAAGAUAGAACCUCGGUGGUGAUAGGACCGAACAGGGUCUUGAGAGAACGCAGAAGUUCCGUUUCUGCUGGUAAUCAGGGCCGGGACUGGCAAGUGGUCCAUGAAAAUCCGCUAGAUCCUGAAAUAUCGCUACGAAGGACAAAAUCGCUGUCGAUGAAUAGUAACGGGCAUAUAGAAGAGCCCAAGAAGGAAAAACGUGGGUUUUUCAGGUCGCUUUUCGGCCGGAAGAAGAAGGAUGAGAAUACGAGCGAGAAUGCAGAAAAUAUGCGCAAACCUCAGUCAAACUCACAGUCUUCUGUGUCCAGUAAACGCCGCAACAGUAUCAGCAGCGCAAAACCAUCUGUAUCUGCUGAGCGGUUGAGUUCAGUGCCGGAAGGCGUGCAAGCCCCGGCUCUAGACGAAUCAAGUCGCGAUGCGAGUUGCGAUGCGUCUCGUGAUACCGGUAUACCUUUGACACGAUCCAAGACGGCUCCUACAGGGAAUGGCUCGUGGGAUCCGCGGCUGAAGGAGUUUCUCGAUGAGUGCAAGAAAGAGAUCUCGAGUACGGGUUCCAGACCCACUGGGACCGCAAUCCCGCCAACAUUAGGGAAACGCAGACGGUUCUCCGACAAUUUUCGAGGCAGACCCAACUUUUCGAUUGACGACAGCCUUGAACGACCUGCAUCGGUGCGCAGCUCGAGAGUCGACUUCAAAGGUCGCCCAAUUCCUGCACACCCUGCUAAAUCGCAAUUCCCUUCUGCGCUCAAGCACAAGCCUAGAAGGUCAGCGUCUAACUCGCUUUCCAAACAUCCAACGGCUCCUUCACCAACCACUACGAAUAAAUUUGGCGCUUUUUUGAAAAAGGUCACGUCCCAUGUUGAGGACCAUUCUUUUAUAUCUGACUCGUCAUCAGACGAAUCCUCAGAUGAAUCAAGCGCCGAAACUGAGCUAUCGGUCAAGGAGGGUGAAAUCCCGGGUCUGGAAAAUAUUAAACCUUUGAAACGGGUAGCAUUCGCCACCAAUACGUAUUUCAACGAUCCGCCGCAACAGAUUUGCAGCCGAUUCCCUAGAAAAGGUGAAGUGGAGGUCAAAUCAGAUGGAUCAGUAAUCAUUCAUCGGUUGACCCCAGAAGAACGUCGAGAAAUUCUUCAAAAUACCAGUGCUGGUAUUGUCGUUGGUGGUUCUGGUCAUUUGAAAUUGAUUACAGAUGAUUCAUCGGGAGAAGACGAUGCUAAGCGAGCAGAGGAGAAAAUUCCACCUGGUCAUAUAAGGUCAAGUGACCUCGACAGCUCUAAUGAGUCCUCUGCGCAACGAAGACAGAUCGGACUUGCAGCAGCAGAGGCCGCCGCAGAGGCGCGGGCGAUGGAGCGGCCUGCCGAUGCGGGGAAAGUGGAUGGGGCCACUGAGGAAGACGUUCAAGUUUCUACAUCGGCAUCCAAAGUUACCAUCGACAAGCCUAUGGUUAGUCGAAGGUCAAAUGUUUCCUUGGCUUCUGUAGUGACAGAUGAGAGUGAGACACCAGAUGAACGUUUGCCACCUGAACACCCAUUGAUUCCACACGAUGUGGUGUAUACUCGUUGUUGUCAUCUGCGAGAAAUUCUGCCGAUACCGGCAACCUUAAAGCAAUUGAAAAAGGGCUCCACGGAUCCAAUACCGCUUCUACAGCUUAGAAAUCCUAAACCAUCAUUGGUUGAAGUCUUGUCCUUCAGUGAUUUUCUCAGCAUCUCACCAGUUCUGUGUUUGUCUUUGGAUGGAGUUAAUUUGAGCACCGAAAUGCUGAGAGUAAUUUUGAGCUCUCUCAUGUUCAAAGAGAAUUUUGAGAAGCUGUCGUUGAGAAAUACGCCACUUGAUGACGAGGGCUGGAAGAUUUUGUGCUUUUAUAUUUCAAGGUGCAGGAGUCUUCUGUCCCUCGAUUUGACGAUGGUUCCUGGAAUAACAGUUAACGUCCAGAGGCCGUCCAAGUCUUCCCAAAAAUCGAAAGUUAUUAGAAUGGAAUGCGACAUGAACGAUCGGUCCUCGAUGAAUUGGGAUCUUCUAAGCGCGGCAAUUGUGUCUAAAGGUGGUCUGGAAGAAGUUAUACUUUCGGGAGCCAAAAUGUCGCUUCUAGAGUUCGUCAAUUUCGUCGAGGUUGCGUGUAUCAAGACCGAGAGGUUAGGCCUAGCUUAUAACGACCUUUCGCAAGAACAAUGCUCGGUAAUGGCCAGCUGGCUGGUGAACUCUAAAGUUACGGGAAUUGAUGUUGGCUUUAAUGAUUUAAGAGGAAAGCUGCAAGCUUUCAGCAACGCGGUAAUGAACAAAAUUAAACACACUAAGAACGUCUUCAAAUAUAUUUCUUUCAAUUCGACCAAUUUGGAAGUACCUGAGGGGGCAAAUCCAGGAAACAACGAGGUCCUAAAUUUACUCAACGUCUUGUGUUAUUGUGAGAAUCUGAAAUUCGUGGACUUUUCAAACAAUCCGAAUAUGUUUCCAGGUGUGUUGAACACGUUGACAGACUGUUUGCCCGUAUUUGUCAACCUUAUGCGAUUACACUUGGAUGAUAAUAAUCUUUCGUCAACAUCUGUGGUAACACUGGCGGAAGUCUUACCGAUGUGCAAGAAACUGAACUACGUGUCGAUGAAGGGGACAAAGCUGGAUUUUGCAGCUAGCAGGGCGUUGGCAGCAGCGGUGAGGAAAAGUAAUUCUAUCAUUACAGUGGACAUCAACGAAGAGAAUGUUCCUGACAAGAUAAAGGAGAAAAUCUCAAUUUACUCUAUGCGCAACAUGGAGGCAGAAAUCCAGCGCGUCAAUAAUCCACAAGUAAACAAAGUUUCCAAUGACUUGUCUUGCUUGCAGGAUGAAUUAGCAGAGCUUUUGACGGACAAGCCAUCCACAACAGAGGAAUUGGAUGAGGGAGUUCGCAAAUUUCUGCUCAGGCUCGACAAAGCUCGUGGCCUUAUUAAGAGACUCACUGAAGACCUUUUUGAGUUGAGGGUAAAUGGUCAAUUGAGCAGAGAGGGCAAAGAAACGCUUAUAAGAUUUUGUUUUUUUGAUGCGACAUUCGAGAGAGGUCUGGAACUUCUGGCCAAGCGCUACAACAAUAAGAUCCCGGCACUAAACAAGUACACAAAUUUGGGCUCUUCGUCUGAUAUCAUUGAUGGAGAAGAUGAAAAGAACACUCAUUUGGCCAACAACGAUGGAAUACAUCGUACGGCUUCAGCUGCAACGUUGUCGUCAAUGCAUUUUAAGAAAACCGGCCACUCGGCACUUCUGCCCUUCCAUCAACCUUCGCUUGAGACUCAGGACCCAGCAGAAGACGCCAUAGAGAUCAAAGAUGACGUUUCAAAGGCAGGACAAGCGGCAGACUCACAACUCCGAGAGGAAGGCACAGUGCUGCGCAACACCCACGAUCUCAUGCAGCAGCUAAGUCGGAAAGGGGACGAAGGAGAGAACAUGGAUCUUCCACAGCACCUGAAAGAUGCCGCUGCAGCGUACGAUGGCGGGGUCAUUAAGGAUUUUAUUCUCAGUCAUGACAUUACAUCCGUGGUUAGCGUUCUUGAAAACCUGCAGAAAGAAGGUGUCGAGUUGGAAGACUUUUUCAAGAAGAGCAAUAAAGCUUCAGAAUCAUCUGUCGACUCAAAGGCACUAUCGCCCAGUGCGAACUCAAUUGUCGGGGUCCAGGCCAACUUGAUGGACUCUCGUGGUCGUGCGGCUGAAAGUAGCGACUCAGAAACGGACUCAGAUGUGAGUUCUAAACAUGAAGAACAUGCCAUAGACCGGGCCUACGACCAAAUCUUAGACAACAUCGAACGAGUGCGAACCAAUAAUAACUCCUAA